Molecule: messenger RNA, 1892 nt
Organism: Porites evermanni
Lineage: Eukaryota; Metazoa; Cnidaria; Anthozoa; Scleractinia; Poritidae
Source: the annotation of a GenBank genome assembly
AUGGGGUCUUACAACAACAAGGGGUCUUAUGACCAGGGGUCUUACAAUCAGGACUCUUACAACCAGGACUCUUACCACCGGAGGUCCCAGAACCAGGACUCUUAAAACCAGGGAUCUUACAACCAGGACUCUUACAAUCAGGACUCUUGCAACCAGAACUCUUACAAGCAGGGGCCUUACAAUCAGGACUCUUACAACCAGGAUUCAUACAACCAGGGGUCUUACAACCAUGGAACUUACAACCAGGGGUCUUACAACCAGGACUCUUACAACCAGGGUCUGACAACCAGGGGUCUUACAAUCAGGACUCUUGCAACUAGGUCUCUUACAACCAGGGGUCAUAAAGCCAGAAGUCUUACGAUAAGGACUCUUAAACCAGGACUCUUAAAACCAGGGGUCCUACAUCCAAGUCUCUUAGAACCAUCGGUUUUACCAUAACGACUUAGAACCACAGUUGUUACAACCAGGACUCUAACAACCAGGACUCUAACAACCAGGGGUAUUACAAUCAGCACUCUUACAACCAGGUGUCUUACAAACAGAACUCAUACAACCAGGAGACUUACAACCACAACUCUCGUAACCAGGGGUCUUACAACCAGGGGUCUUAACACCAGGACUCUUACAACCAGGGGUCUUACAAUAGGGACUCUUACAACCAGGACUCUCACAACCAGGGGUUUUACAAUCAGGACUCUUACAACCAGGGGUCUCACAACCAGGGGUCUUACAACCAGGACUCUUACAACCAGGAAUCUUACAACCACGGGUCUUACAAUCAGGACUCUUCCAACCAGGGUUCUUACGACCAGGGGUCUUACAAUAAGGGGUCUUAAAACCAGGACUCUUACAACUAGGCGUCUUACAACCAGGGGUUUUAUAAUCAGAACUCUUAGAACCAGGACUCUUACAACAAGGAGUCUUACAAUCGGAACUCAUACAACCAGGACUCUUACAGCCAGGUGUCUUACAAGCACGGGUCUUACAACCAGGGGUCUACCAAGCAGGGGUCUUACAAUCAGGACUCUUAGAACCAGGACUCUCACAACCAGGGGUCUUACAACUAGGUGUCUUACAAUAGGGACUCUUACAACCUGGACUCUCAGAACCAAGGGUUUUACAAUCAGGACUCUUACAACCGGGACUCUUACAACCAGGACUCUUACAUAAAGGGGACUUACAAACAGGACUCCACAACCAGGGGUCUUAAAACCCGGACUUUUACAACCAGGGAUCUUACAAGCAGAGGUCUUACAACCAUGGGUCUGACAACCAGGGGUCUUACAAUAGGGACUCUUACAAUCAGGACUCUCACAAACAAGGGUUUUACAAUCAGGACUCUUACAACCAGGAUUCUUACAACCAGGGAUCUUACAACCAUGGGUCUUACAAUCAGGACUCUUACAACCAGGGGACUUACAACCAGGACUCUUACAACCAGAGGUUUUACCAUUAGAACUUUUACAACCAGGACUCUUACAACCAGGACUCUUAUAACCAGGACUCUUACAACCAGGGGUCUUACAACAGGGACUCUUACAACCCGGACUCUCACAACCAGGGGUCUUACAACUAGGACUCUUACAACCAGAGGUUUUACCAUUAGGACUUUUACAACCAGGGUUCUUACAACCAGUACUCUUACAACCAGGGGUAUUACAAUUAGGUCUCUUACAACAAGGGAUCUUACAACUAGGGGUCUUACAACCAGGGGUCUUACAACCAGGACUGUUACAACUAGGGGACUUAAAACCAGGACUCUUACAACAAGGGGUCUUACAAUUGAGAAUCUUACACACAGGACUCUUAGUAAGAGCGGUCUUACAAGCAGGGGUCUUACAAGCAGGGGUUUUACAAUCAGGACUCUUAAUAUCAGGGCACUUAGAACAAGG